AUGCGUCUCAUCACCCUAUUCGCUGUUUGCGUUGCGGCUGUGACCGCUACCCCACGAGUCUUCAAACCAUCUGCGAGGAUCGUAGGCGGCAGAGUUACGACUAUUGAGCGAUGGCCUUACCAAGCUAAUGUUAUGAUUGGAGAAGGCCAUUAUUUUGGCCAGUGGUGUGGUGGUACUAUCAUUAACAACAGAUCUGUGUUAACCGCUGCACAUUGUGUUCUUUUGCCUUACGAAUAUUUGCAGGCCUUUAUGUUUCGUUUACGUCUUGGUUCAACUGUUCUAAAUACUUCCGAUAAUACUGUCGAUUAA
Molecule: messenger RNA, 309 nt
Organism: Arctia plantaginis
Lineage: Eukaryota; Metazoa; Arthropoda; Insecta; Lepidoptera; Erebidae
Source: the annotation of a GenBank genome assembly